This is a messenger RNA of Caenorhabditis remanei, 3669 nucleotides long. RefSeq lists its product as uncharacterized. Gene Ontology annotation, molecular function: structural constituent of nuclear pore. The coding region runs from base 1 to 3669 and encodes 1222 amino acids. NCBI's taxonomy places the organism in Eukaryota, Metazoa, Nematoda, Chromadorea, Rhabditida, Rhabditidae. The transcript has 7 exons. The record is from RefSeq and is a predicted model, not a curated record. Gene Ontology annotation, cellular component: nuclear pore. Gene Ontology annotation, biological process: RNA export from nucleus; protein import into nucleus.
AUGUCAGAUAAAUCAGGAGGAUUUUUCUCAUCAGUGGGCCGCUUUUUUUCUGGCGGAAGUGCUAGUAAAAGCAACGAAGAGGAAAAGUCACCGUCUUCGAAGACCACCAGUUUUAGCGAAGGUGGAUCUUCACGAUCACCGUCAACAGCGGCUCCAGCAGCGUUACUCAGAGAUAUAAUCGAUGUCGACAAGAAUUCUUCUGAGGCUUUGGAUGAAGUUUCCGUGGAUACCACACAAAAUUCGCGGGUUGUCCCUCGCCUCCGUUAUUUGAGCCCAUCAGUUCUACCACAGCGUAGUAGCGAUCCCACUAACGGGUUAGAAAUUGACGUGGAUCCGGUCUCAGACAUUUUCUUCAGUACGCCAUCUGUUUCAACCAAUCGUAAACGUCAGUUGACAGAACUGGAUAGAAUCACUCUUCCACAGUCGUUUCGGAGUGACAGUGCCAAAAGAAGCCGAUAUCUGAACCGUUCGUUACUCGAACCAACUCUUAAGAGCACCCUGCCUAACGACAAGAAAUUGGACGUAUCUUGGUGUGGAGAGUUGACUGGGAAUCACUCACCAGCUUCCAGUGUAACCAACUUUUCGCUGUUGAGUCGCCGAAGUGGUGCAACAACAAACGGAUCGCUGAGUACAAGAACUCAAGAAAUUUUCAAGAAACUUGAAGGCGCGAACACCCCAGCAAAAGAAGUUCAACGAAUGUCAAUGAUGCGUGCUGGCCUUACACGUCCGGAAACAUGGAGUUCUACUGAUCGUAAGGAUCAUGAUACAUCCUCAGUAGCCACCCCACCACCACCACUCAAAAAGGCUGGAGAUUCUAUACCAUCCCGGAUUCAACUUAUUUCAAAGCAGGGAAUAUCUGCACGAAAAAAUCCUUACUGGACUGACUUGACUCGCAAGCGUACCACCUCGAAAAACGGGGACAAUGGAUCAUCAGAAACUAGCUCAUUGAGAUUGCUAAAUGGUACUCUUGCUUCAACAGAGUUGAGCUCAGUGUUCUCAUUAGAACCUCCAGCUCCGAAGAAAACCACCAGUUCAACAUCGACUGCUUCAACAACUACGAUUAACUCUUCAAAUAGCAGAAAACCACACGUUUCGAUAAUGAAAGGACCAGAUGGGAAAGCAGUUAGCCGAAACACUUUCAAGCUCAAUGAUGAUAUCGAAGAGGAUGAAGAAAAUUCGCAAAAACUGCCGCCUCUUUCGGACGAAGUUCUUUCGAACUCGAAGCCUCUGCAACUCAAUCCAGAAUUGGCACCAAAACGAGGAUUUCUGGACAAUCUUUCAUUCACUUUUAAUGCACCACUUGAUGUGGUCUCUGCAGUAGGAACAGCGAAAACUGUCAGUGUCGUAAGCUCUAACCGUACCUCAGAAUCUAAGGAAGUAGAUAGCGAUAGUGCCGAAUCAAUAGAGAAGCAGACUUCAGAGAGCAGUAGUCACGGAUCCGACUCGGGAGAAUCUGUUGAUUCUGAAAAUGAUGCUGAUGAAAAUGUAGACGAAGUUAAAGAGUCGAGGCCACAGACGUCGGCGGAUACCAUUUCAAGUGCCGAAGGUUCAAAUCCUUCUAACCAAAGCUCGAAAGACUCAUCUCCAAAAACAGCUAAAGAUGUAGAUCCUGUUGCUAUAGUUUCGACUGCCGCAUCAGCAAAAUGGGAAUGCCAAUCUUGUUUCUGCAGUUGGGAUCAGACGUUAACAAAAUGCGGUGCUUGUCAAGAACCUCGCGCUGGGGCUGGUGCUCCAGCUGCUCAAAAACCUGCUGAAAAGCAACUUGUUUCGAAUUUGAAGUCAUUCGCGCCUUCACAAUCUUCGAAUUUCAAGUUCGGAUUUGGAGGAUCUAGUUCUGUUCCAGCCACUUCUUCAAGUGUUCCUACCACAACAACUCCUAUUCAAUUCGGAUUACCAACAUCUACAACAGAAAAGUCGGCACCGGUUUCAUUCGGAUUACCAACAUCUACUACAGAAAAGUCGGCGCCGGUUUUAUUUGGAAUUCAAAAGCCAGCUACGAGCUCAGUCUCCCCAAUAGUUCCACCACCAGCAGCGGCAGUGCCUGCAACGUCGGAAGUGUCUACUGUGCAGCCGUCAGCCACAGAAAACCGUGUUGCGUGGGAUUGUCCAACUUGCAUGGUUCCCAACAAAGCCACAAAUGACAUAUGUGCUUGCUGUUCUCAUGUCAUGUACGCAUCCACAUCUUCAUCAAAUGUUUUCGGAAGUAGGGCCUUCAAACCUCUCGCAACUACUGGCUCUGCUGUUCAAUUUGGAGUUAGUGGUUCUUCAACUAAACCACCGGCAUUCGGUUUUGGCGCUAGCAAACCUGCAGAUGUCCUGUCAGCAGCACCAGCAUCUACUAUUCCGGCGACAACAGGUUUUGGUUUCACAGCAACAAAACCUGCAGUGAGUGCAGAGCCCGUUAAACCGGUCGGAUCAUUGUUUGGAAAUCUUGGAAAACCUGCUGAUUCAACUGCUACUACAACUCCGCCAACUGCAGUUGCAGCAACUUCUUCAACACCAUCUCUGUUCGGAAAUAAUGCAAAAAGCCUUUUCGGUGCAACAAAAACAGAACCAGACAAUGCUAACGCUACGAAGCCUAGUAUGUUCGGAUCUAUUUUGAACAAAGAAGCACCCACCACCACGACACCGGCUGUUUCAGCCCCUUCAACGUCUUUAACAUCAGCGUCGUCUACACUGUUUGGAAGUUCUUCAUUAAACACAUCGUUCGGCGGCACUUCACUUUUCGGCUCUCAAAAACCGAAUUCUGAAAUUCCAAAGCCAACACCAACUUUGUCGUUCGGAGCAGCAUCGUCAACAAGUACCAAUGAAGUUCCACAAAAGAGUCUUUUUGGAAACAUCCCAUCAACUUCGGCUCCAGCACCGGUGCUGCCAACUCCUUCUUCAACGACCAGUUUGUUUGGUUCAACAUCAUCUUCUUCAAAUUUGUUCACAACGAAACCAGCAGAUUCAACAACGUCUUCAAUAUUUGGUAAACCGAUCCAAUUUUCUGGAGAAGUUGGAACAACUACCACUGACGGAGGAGUUCCGGCCAAACGUGGGAUGUUUUCUACAGAUGCGCCGAAAUUAUCGUUCGGUGGUGAACAAAAAGUUGAAUUACCUAAGUUUGGCGGCUUCGGAGGUUCCUCAUCGUCUUCAACGGCUCCAAGCUCAAGUGGAUCUUUGUUCAGUGGUGGUUCCGCCCAGUUGUUCGGAACAUCGUCAAGCAAUGCUCCUGCAUUUGCAUCUUCUAGCUCUACCACUGUUCCUUCAUUCGGGGGCAGCUCCACCGUUCCAUUCGGUAGCUCAACGACGUCUUCAGGUUUUGGUGCAUUCGGUAGUAAACCAACUCAACCAGGAAUGUCUACGAGUUCAUCAACCAACUCUUUGUUUAGCCAACCCACGGCAGAUUCUUCAAAUCCGUUCGGUACCACAAACAGCAAUGGCUUCAAUUUCGGUGCUUCGAGUUCAACUUCUUCCACUGGUGGUCAAGCAGUUUUCCAAUUCGGAGGUGCUCCAGCUCCAGCCCCAAACGCAGCGCCAGGAGGAGCAUUCCAGUUUGGUAACAAUUUAGCGGCUCCAUCAGCUCCGGCACCUGGAAGCAUGGAUAAUGCAUUUGCCUAUCAAGCUCCAUCUGGCAACAACCCCCGAAAAAUGGCAUUGGCUCGUCGGCGCAACAUGCGGAAGUGA